Molecule: messenger RNA, 514 nt
Organism: Lactuca sativa (garden lettuce)
Lineage: Eukaryota; Viridiplantae; Streptophyta; Magnoliopsida; Asterales; Asteraceae
Source: RefSeq, a predicted model, not a curated record
UGACAUCAUUACCCCUCGACUUUCUAAUCUCAUGCUUAUCGGUGGGAAAUGUGCUUCAAAAGUCAUCAAUCUGAUUGCACCUCAGCUUGAGAAUCUCACAAUAUAUCAUUGCAUCAUCAAGCUCUUGAAUGCUCCAUCAAUUCUUUCAUCUUUGUGUUACACGGGUUUUCCGCAUCCACAAUUGUUCAAAGAUUGUUUCCAUUCUCUAAAUGAAGUGACUAUAUGUUGGUUAAAAAUGCCAUAUAAGAAGGAAGAUGCUCUCAAAACUAUUCACAUGCUUCAGAAGCUCCAUAGUGCCAGAUAUGUUACACUUGAUGCUUACAUUGUUGAGUGUAUUUCAUCAUUUCCGGAUUUAUUAUUGCACCAUUCUUCACCUUUUACCAAUUUGAUUUGCCUGACUAUAGACUCCAGCAUGCGUAUGGAUGUAAAAAUGUCUAUUGAAGCUAGAAACUUCUUGAUUGAGAACUCUCCAAGUGCCACUUUAAUCAUGAAAUGACCCGAGGAACUUUUAUCA